GAGCUGAAACCCUUAAAUGGUAAAAGCAGGAAAAUUCUUUCUGGUCAUGGACGCAGGCCCAGGCCGGCCAGCUUUUAACAUAUGCCUCUCUCUCUCUCUCUCUCUCUCUCUGUUCUGUCCUCAUCUAUCUUCUUCUUCUGUUACCUGUAAAGGUGAACCGAAAGGGAAGAAGCAGAAGAAGCAUCUUCUCCUUCUGUUGGCGUCGCCGUCGCUUUCUCACCUGAUUCCGAUCUCUGAUAAUUGCUAGUCCCUUGCUCUACUCCCCGUGCGGCAGCUCUGGAGUUGGGGUCCCGUGGCUGCUUCGGUUCCCGAUAUGGAGGCGAUCAAGAAGCAAGCCACCAAGCUCAGGGAGCAGGUCGCUAAGCAGCAGCAGGCAGUACUUAAACAGUUGGGACACUUUAGUGGUGAAGCUUUUAUGGUGGAUGAAGCUGAGCUGCAAUGUUACCGCCAGCUUCAAAGUCUGUACGAGUCUACCCGAGCGGCAAAGCAUCUUCAAAGGAAUAUCGUCCGCAAUGUCGAAGCUUUCAUAUCAUUAACCUCAAAGCAAAUGGAAAUAGUAAGAAAGCUAGCCGACAAUUGCUGCAAAUACGGGGUUGAGAAUCAAAAUACCGGUUCCGCUCUUGCAAAAGCCGCGCUCCAGUUUGGCAGCUCACAUAAUUCUAUGGAAGAUGAGAGGGAAAUCCUGCUUGGGAUCCUCCAUGAUCAGGUUUCAGAGCCACUAAAGACAAUGAUAAAUGGAGCUCCUUUGGAGGAUGCUCGUCAUUUGACUCGGCGUUAUGACAAACUCCGGCAGGAGGUGGAAGCACAGGCGGCUGAAGUUAUGAGGCGGCAAUCAAAAUCCAGGGAUUCUGCUCUCUCUUCAGAAAGUGCUAUGAAGCUUAAAAACGCCGAAGGUAGACUAGCUGAGCUUAAAUCAGCUAUGAUGGCACUUGGUAGAGAGGCGACAGAUGCCAUGUUGUCUGUUGAAGAUCAACAGCAGAAAAUAACUUUCCAGCAUAUUUUUAAAAUGGUGGACGCCGAAAGGUCUUAUCAUCAAAGCAUUCUUGGCAUUCUAGAGAAGCUAUAUACUGAGAUGAUGCUGGAGAAGCAACUAAGUGAACCUUCUUCACCAACUUCCAUGACAACACAGACGGAUGCGGAUGCUCGCUCAGUACCAGGCGAUUCAAAAUUCGGUGACUCUGAUUAUCAUGAGGAAAGUGAUCAGCAUGACACAUACUACAUCGCGCAAGUUAUUCAUCCAUUUGAUGCUCAAGCAGAUGGGGAGCUAAGUCUCUCCGUCGGCGAUUACGUAAUUGUUUGCCAGGUGGCCCCAACUGGAUGGUCGGAAGGCGAAUGCAAUGGAAAAGCUGGGUGGUUUCCUUCUGCUUAUAUUGAACGUCAGCAGAAAGCACCAGCGAGCAAGGUACUCGAGAACCCCUCACUCUCCGAUCACAGUGAUGCUUUGUGAAUAUCAAAAGGAAUUGCCCGAGUCCUUUAUCCUAAAACGUUGUCAGAUAUUUAGUGUAAAAACUUUUGCUCCACUCUCCCUCGGAUAUGUAUGUAUCUUUUGCUUCCAAUUUUUGGUGCAAUAAAUGUGUUCGUGUAAUCUCUAAAGAAUAAACAAAAAUAAACAUCUGAUUUGUCAGAUUCAAUAGUAAAUCACCCAAUGUGCAGUA
This is a messenger RNA of Punica granatum (pomegranate), 1655 nucleotides long. NCBI's taxonomy places the organism in Eukaryota, Viridiplantae, Streptophyta, Magnoliopsida, Myrtales, Lythraceae. The record is from RefSeq and is a predicted model, not a curated record.